AUGGUAUUCAAAUCCAUCUCGCAUUUUCAGCUUUACAAAACAUACUAUGGCAAAGGAGUCAACAUUAACAUCCUCCUCCCCGCUAUCUUCUACUUCUCUCUAAUGCUCUUCAGUUAUUUUGGGAACGGUCUUAUAAUCAGCGCCACAAUAAUAAACAAGAACCUUCAUGGAUCCUACAACAUCUUCGUCAGCUUGGCCUGCUUGGGCGACAUAAUGCAUCAGAGUUGUCAUUGGGCGUUUUUCAUCAACAUGGUCAGCGGAAAUAACUUUAUUCCUUACAACAUCUGUUUUUAUAUCCAAUCUUUCUUCCUUAUGGGUGCUACAGUCAGCAUUAUGAUGACGUUCUUCGUUGGGGUAGAUCGAUUUUUGGGAGUGAUGUUCCCAACUUUUUAUCGAAACAUGCGAAUUGGGAUUUAUAUCGGGAUUACUGUGGUGAUUACCGCAGCGUUUUCGCUAUACGAUCUGUAUCUGGCUUUGAUGCAUGUUUUCACACCGUAUGGAAAGGAGUAAGUCAAGUCUUGCGAGUCUGUUAGACUUUUCCCUAAGGCAAUAAAGGCGUCUGUUUACAGGCCAGUAAUGUGCGUUAUAAUCGAUGCCAUGGGAGGUAAUGCGGCCGAUUUCUGGUUCGAUUUAUGUGUUAUCCUCACAAUUCUGGACGUCUUGCUGUAUUCAGCCGUCUACAUCAAGCUCCGUCUGACAACAUCGGCCUCGGACAACAUGCGCAAGGUGUUCCGGUCGUUGGCCGUGAUGAUGGUGUUCGUUGUGGUGGGCUGGAUGCUCAAUGCAUUCGUAAGAUCAAUUCUACUUCCCUAUGCCGGUAUUCCCAUCGAAUACUGGUUUUAUUUCGCCGAUUAUUUUGGGCUUUUUUGUAAUAUCGCAAGCUCAACAAAUGUCAUCAUUUUGUACACUAUGAGGUAAGAAACAGCAAGUUGAAAGCUUCUUUGGAGCACUGUGUAUUAUUUUAUGUUUCAGCAAAGAAUACCGUUCAACCUUCCAGUCCAUAAUUGGCCGAGUAAUACCGGCCGUGAAGGAGGCGAGCGGGAGAACGAAGUUGUAUGUGGGAAAAUCGUCUGUGACGCCCGCAAAGGGUCAGAUUUGA
Messenger RNA from Bursaphelenchus xylophilus (pine wood nematode), 1099 nucleotides. Lineage: Eukaryota; Metazoa; Nematoda; Chromadorea; Rhabditida; Aphelenchoididae. The record is from the annotation of a GenBank genome assembly.